This is a messenger RNA of Daldinia caldariorum, 2531 nucleotides long. Its product is annotated as cytochrome P450. The transcript has a single exon. Gene Ontology annotation, molecular function: monooxygenase activity; iron ion binding; oxidoreductase activity, acting on paired donors, with incorporation or reduction of molecular oxygen. NCBI's taxonomy places the organism in Eukaryota, Fungi, Ascomycota, Sordariomycetes, Xylariales, Hypoxylaceae. The coding region runs from base 730 to 2085 and encodes 451 amino acids. The record is from RefSeq and is a predicted model, not a curated record.
AUCAUCUGUAGGGGUUGUUUUGGGGGCGGCAGAAUCCCAUAAUGACUGCAUUUAGGUGCAUUUCGCAAUCCCAAAUUACUUAGAGCCUGCUGGUCCUAGACUACCAUUCAUCCGAUCAGUAGCUUACCUGUAAAAUACAUACCUGGGAGGCGUGCGACUAAUAUGUAUCAUUUCUGCAGGCCUUGUAUGAUCGUAAUGCUAUGUGAUCCGCUUCGACUCUGUCAGCACCGGCAGUUAAAUCUCUAUACGUCUAACGCGCUUCACUGUACACAGCCUACCGUUAGCUAUUCCUCCUAUACUCGACCUAAUCUCUAUUCAUGUUUUCCAUAUUUCGAGAUGCUUCGUCAAGUACUACUCAUUCUCUCGCCCUAGAAUCUUCAAACAUUACCUCAACACACUUGCUUCACCGAGAUUCACGUUAAGAAAUUCGAAGCAAAGGAUGGCUCUGCUACUUCGAGUCCUAGCAGUAAUAGGCAUAGUCAUACUUGCAUGCCGUUUAUUCAGUCGGCUUCUUAUUCAACCCCAUGAUCCGCACGAGCCACCACUCAUACCGGCCAAAAUACCUUUUAUCGGGCACGCCAUUGGCUUGCUCCGCCAUGGUACUAGUUACUAUGCGAAGAUAGCGUUAGUUAGGAGACUCCAUACGUGCUUCAACUGUGUGGCUAAUAAAAACCUUCCAGGAAGGAAUAUAAGCUGUCAAUAUUCACGUUAAACCUUCCAGGCGGGAAGAUGUACAUAGUCGCAUCGCCUAGUCUAGUAGCAGCCUGUGACAGACGCGCCAAGGUCGUGUCCUUUGCGCCAUAUGUCGUUCAAUUCGGGAAGAGAGUUCUUGCGGCGAGCCGGCCUGCUGUAGAACUCUUAUCCGAAGAUAUACUUGGGGAGAAGGGAGCUUCGAAACUCCGCCUCGGGACCAUGCAAGCCAUGCACGAUACUCUGAAGCCUGGCAAGAGUUUGAAAGACAUAAGGCAGGCGACGCUAAAGGACUUGAUCAAGUUCCUAGGCCUAGGACUCGAGUCUGAGGACCGCAGAGAGGUCCCCUUAUUUGAUUGGACUCGCAGGUUCAUGACCGAAGCUGCCACCAAUGCUAUAUAUGGAUCCGAAAAGAAUCCAAUGAAAGACCCCGAGGUAUACAAUGGAUUUUGGUAUGAGCAACUCUUCUCCGCCAAUGAAGGUAUAUCGGAUAUUAACCUCAUUCUUUACAGGGCGGUAGAUAAGUCUUUAGCCCUGCUAGGCCUUAUGAUAAUGCCUGAUCUCAUUGCUCCCGAGGCAAGUCGAGGGAGGACCAGAUUCUUCAAUGCGUUCAAGGAAUAUUACGCCACAGGCGGGCUUGAAACAGCUUCUAGCCUUGUAAAAGAACGAUAUAAAGUCAAUUCUCACCACGCAGUCUCAGAUGAGGAUAUCGCACGUUUCGACCUAGGCCUCUGUACCGCGCUUCUCGUUAAUACGGCACCCAGUAUAUUCUGGACGUUGUGCCAUCUCUACUCUAAUAGCAUGCUCUUAGCCGAGAUAAGAGACGGCAUUGAAGCUGAAGUGUAUCGGCGGGGUAAGGGAGAGACAAUCGCAGUCAACAUUCCUGAUGUGAUGAAAGCGUUCCCACUUCUAGAGUCACUUGUAAGAGAAAUCCUCCGUGUUCAGAGUACCAACGCAUCGGCACGAUUCCUCCUCAAGGACACCGUUAUUAAUGACGAAGACGGCACGACGUACCUUCUCAAGAAAGACUCGUUCCUUGCUAUGCCAUCGCGGCUACUACAUAUAAGCGAGGCGGUUUGGGGCCCAGGCGCCGAGACGGUAGACCCGAGGCGCUUCCUCAAGGAGCGACAGCACGCGGUCCCGGCAUCUGCCAACCGCACCUUCGGCGGCGGGAACUCGUUGUGUCCGGGGAGGCACUUGGCGAUGGACGAAAUCAUGAGCACUCUAAUCAUCAUAAUACUGAAAUACGAUAUCGAACCUGUCGGGACGGCGUGGAGGAUUCCUGAGGCGAAACAUCAUCUUUCUACUAGCAUUUUGACGCCGGUAAGCGAUAUCUCUGUGCGGAUACGGCUGAGAGAAGAGGUGCGCAAUGUUGAGUUCAGCUUCGCCUGGUAGCCGGAGAAGGGACUAGGUAGAAGUUGAGGAUCUGAGUUUAUCGGGUGGUGAAACUUUAGGUAGGUAGGUACCUUACCUUAGGUUAGGUACCAAGUAAGGUAAAUGUACCUAUAACACCUGGGCAUGUAGCAAUGAUAAUGAGGUUCUUCCAUCACAGCUUUCAGGCGUGUUUGGAGAUUACACGUACGAAGUAGUUAUUCAGUGUACAACAUAUCUUGCCUGGACUUAUAAAACAAUUCUCCCUUGAAAGUAUUUAACCGGAUCGCAACGCGUUGUUAUGUGAUGGCUUUGAUCACGGAGAACGCGAGAAAAGUUGUUGAAAUGGAAUCGGAAUCGGACUGAUGUAUCUGCGUAUUAAGCUUAUACGUAAACUUAUAAGAGGUAACUAGGUACCUUAUUUAAACAUAACAUGCCUAUAAUGAUGUCUCUUAUCAAUUGAGGUCCAG